UUGGCAUUUCUGUUUAUCGUUCCCACGAGAAGUGGAGGUGUAUUCUAAGCGUGUUUUAAAAAUUUUGCAAUAUGGCAGAUGUUUUGGAUAUUGAUAAUGCGGAAGAAUUUGAAGUAGAUGACGAAGGCGAUCAGGGUAUCGCACGCCUUAAGGAAAAAGCUAAAAAGAGGAAGGGCAGAGGACAUGGAGCAGAAUUAGUUUCAACACGAGAUGACGUUGGUCACUACGAAUCUAUGAAUGUUGUAGAGGAUGAUGACGAUGAACCGGGGCCUCAAAGAUCUGUAGAAGGAUGGAUAUUGUUUAUAAACUCAGUACAUGAAGAGGCACAAGAAGAUGAUAUUCAAGAUAAGUUUUCAGAGUUUGGACAAAUAAAAAAUCUGCAUUUAAAUUUAGAUAGAAGGACUGGAUUUCUAAAAGGUUAUGCACUGGUAGAAUAUGAAACUUUUAAAGAAGCUUUGGCGGCAAAAGAAGCCCUUAAUGGUACAAAAAUAUUAGACCAAACUAUUUAUGUUGAUUGGUGCUUCGUGAAAGGACCAAAGAAGAUUAAGAAAAGAAGUCAUAGAAGACGAUAGUUACAAGUGACAAAUAUAUCCCGUUAACAGAUAUCUCUUUCUAUUCUUUCGCUGGGGAAGUAGCAUCGAAGAAUAGAACACAUUAUUUUAUAUUUAAUGUAAUAAUUAUAUAAGAACUUGAAGUAUUUGCUUUCACAAAAAACCACUUGUCACAAAAUAACCACUAUGGUCUAUUUGUUAAAUAUAGACUUAAUAAUUAUUUUUA
This is a messenger RNA of Orussus abietinus, 777 nucleotides long. It is a transcript of the gene tsu, whose product is annotated as RNA-binding protein 8A. Gene Ontology annotation, molecular function: mRNA binding. The transcript is spliced from 4 exons. The record is from RefSeq and is a predicted model, not a curated record. Gene Ontology annotation, biological process: RNA splicing. Gene Ontology annotation, cellular component: cytoplasm; nucleus; exon-exon junction complex. The coding region runs from base 72 to 572 and encodes 166 amino acids. Lineage: Eukaryota; Metazoa; Arthropoda; Insecta; Hymenoptera; Orussidae.